UCCGUAUUCAUAUCGGAUCCAGAUUGAUUGGAGCACAGGUUAUGUGCCUAGAGGCACAAAGAAAGGAAGAGAGACAGAGAAUGCCCUUGAAGCUUCUCCCGGUGCGUACAGCCGGGAAAUGCUACUUCCAGUCGCUGCUGCUGCAUCUCGUUCCCGUCCUCCUGCUUCUGCCGCUCUCACGCCCGGCGUCGGCGUCGACGGUGGUGACGCACCUUCCCGGAUUCGAUGGCGCUCUGCCCUUCAACCUUGAAACAGGAUACGUGGGCGUGGAGGAGGAGACAGGGGCGGAGCUCUUCUACUAUUUCGUCGAGUCGGAGAGGAGCCCCGGCACGGACCCAGUGCUCCUGUGGCUCACCGGCGGCCCCCGCUGCUCGGUCAUCAUGGGCCUUGCCUUUGAAAUUGGUCCUCUGAAGUUUGUGUUGGCACCGUAUAGUGGCGGUUUGCCGGAAUUGGUGUAUAACCCAUAUUCAUGGACACAGAUGGCCAACAUACUCUUGUUGGAUUCACCGGUCGGUUCAGGCUUUUCGUACGCUCGUGAUCCCAAAGGCUACAAUGUUGGAGACCACUCGUCAUCUUCGCAGGUCCAAACAUUUUUGAAUAAGUGGUUCACGGAUCAUCCGCAAUACCUUUCAAAUCCUUUCUACAUUGGUGGAGAUUCAUAUGCUGGAAAGGUGAUUCCACUUAUUGCACAAGGCAUUUCAGAAGGGAUUGACAUUGGGAAACAACCUAUCAUCAAUCUUAAGGGAUAUAUGGUUGGCAACCCUAUAACAGAUCCAAAGUUUGAUGAAAAUUACAAAAUUCCAAGUGCUCAUGGUUUUGGGAUAAUAUCUGAUCAAAUAUAUGAGACUGCAGUGAAGAUCUGCAACGGAGAUUAUAUUAACCCUGUGAAUGAAAAGUGUGUUGAAGUGUUGCAUACUAUCAAUAAUCUCAUUUCUGAAAUUUCAAUUGAACACAUCUUGUACAAGAAAUGUGACGUUGUUGCACCAAACACCAUAUAUGAUACUUCCAAAAGAAAGUUUUUGUUGGAAGAAUCUAUCCAGUUAAACAAGCCACCCGCUCAGCCGACUGUAGAUUGUUUCACAUAUGGUUACUAUUUGGCCUACUUUUGGAUGAACAACAACUUGACUAGAAAUUCUCUUGGGAUCAAGGAGGUGAAGGUGAGGCACGGUCGGUUUAAAAGGAGAAGGCUGGGAACAACGAGUGAGUGGAUACAAUGCAACGUAGGGCUCCCCUACACAUAUGAGAUACCGAGCAGCAUACCGUACCAUCUCAACCUCACCACAAGAGGUUAUCGCACACUCGUGUAUAGUGGAGACCAUGAUCUCGAGGCUCCAUUUCUUGGCACACAAGCAUGGAUAAGAUCCUUGAACUUUUCCAUCGUUGAUGAGUGGAGGGCAUGGCAUGUUAGUGGACAAGCUGCUGGAUUUACCAUAGAAUACACAAACAAUAUGACAUUUGCCACAGUAAAGGGUGCUGGUCAUACUGCUCCGGAGUACCGACCUAAGGAAUGUUUUGCCAUGGCUCAAAGCAGGAAGCAACAGGAAAUAACAAGGUGGUCAAGGUCCUAGGACCAGAAGAUCGGAAGACCAAAGAAAAAGAAAAACAACAACUCUAAAAGUUGAAUCACAACACUCCAUACAAACCAAACUAGACAACGCAAUUCCGACUCCGAUAGUGAACUACAAAGGAAACUAGGCAAGGUUGGCGUCACAGAGGAUCACCGAACGAACCACCUGUCAUGCGCCAUCGUAUACCACCGGCUCCCCACCAUGGCUUCGACUUUGCAACAACAAAUAGUUGAGGCACACCCACGGGCAUGUCGGAGAAGAAGAUACGACUACCACGACCAAGACCACGCCUCUAACAUUGCUCACCACCAUCAUCGUUGCCACAUAAGCCCCCGUGCGCGUCCAGGUGUAGGAAGCACCACAGGGAUCAAAGUCUUUAAGACGACACCCUAGAGAGGGGAACGACGUUGAAGACAAUGCCAGUGCCUGACCCUAGAGCAGGAUAUGGGCUUUCACCCGAAGAAAUUGAUCCGGGAGCAGAGGUUGUGAAUGUUGAAACAUGUUAUUGUAUCACGUUACAUAUCUUGUAGGAGUCCGGCUCUUAUCUCUAGAGGAGUCUAGUAGCUAGUUUAAACUAGGUUGAUCCUCUUAUCUCCUAUAACUUCCUACCUGAUAGAUCUCUCUCUCUCUCUCUCUCUCUCUCUCUCUCUCUCUCUUGAUGUAAUCUAAAUGUGCUUAGCACACCUCCUGUACCGACCGUCUCAUCAAUAUAAGGCACGCGGGUCUCCCCUUGGGAGAUUGAGACGCUUCACAAUUUACACAUGGUAACCA
Molecule: messenger RNA, 2339 nt
Organism: Hordeum vulgare subsp. vulgare (domesticated barley)
Lineage: Eukaryota; Viridiplantae; Streptophyta; Magnoliopsida; Poales; Poaceae
Product: serine carboxypeptidase-like 13
Exons: 16
Coding region: 42-1568 (508 amino acids)
Biological process (GO): proteolysis; secondary metabolic process
Molecular function (GO): acyltransferase activity, transferring groups other than amino-acyl groups; serine-type carboxypeptidase activity
Source: RefSeq, a predicted model, not a curated record